AUGUGCGUUGUGUUGCACAAUCUCUCACUAUUCACGCUUUCUUAUGCGUGCCAAUGUGCCCUCGACAUUUCCGUUCAGGCCAGCUCACUUUUCGGCCUUUUAAGAGUCCAUGCCAAAGGCCCGUUGACGCACCAAAUGGACUAUAUGAAGCCCACUAAACCUCGUCGCUUGCGUAGUAGCAGACCAAGAUUGGUGGGGUUUCCGCAGCCACCAACAAUUGUAUAUCCGCAAAACAGAGCUCCCAUUUCAAGAGCAAAGUCGAUUAAGUCAUCAUCGCCCAUGGAUCAGUCGAAGCGGGUAGUUGUCUGCGGCGGCGGAGUCAUAGGAGUUUGCACGGCUUACUUUCUGGGGGCGAAGGGAGCUGUCGUCACGCUCAUCGAGAUGUCCGACGUGGCGUGCGCCGCUUCUGGAAAAGCCGGCGGAUUCCUCGCCUACUACUGCUGUCCUGCGCCGCUUCCGCACACGCUGGGCUCAUGUUUUCUCACGUAUAUAAGACUCUGGGAAGUGCCAUAUCACAUAUUAAACUCUUCUGUGCGCAUGAAACUAUAA
Molecule: messenger RNA, 549 nt
Organism: Sphenostylis stenocarpa
Lineage: Eukaryota; Viridiplantae; Streptophyta; Magnoliopsida; Fabales; Fabaceae
Source: the annotation of a GenBank genome assembly